AUGGAGAUAGCAGGGUUAGCCUUGAGCAUCGCCGGAUUGGCUGGCCUAUUUGAUGCCUGCUCGAAGCUCUAUGAUAGAGUCUCCAGCGCCAAGUCGUACUUGGAGGACAGCGAAUACUUGGAUACACUUCUCCAGAUUGAGAAAGAAAGGUUUGCAACACUCAGACGCGAGAUUGAGGGGAUAAUAAGCCCGUCUGGUGCAGAUUCCCCAAUGACCAACAACAAUCAACUGGUCGAAACGACCUCCAACAAUGAAUUAGAGAUUGAAAUUGAGGGUGACGGUAAGUUCCUAAUUAUAGGGAAUAUUUUGCGACUGGUGAAACGGAGACUUGGUGACGCGGAAAGACUGAUCAGUAAAUAUGACGCGGAAUCCAACUCAGCUAGCCAGAGCUCCUCAGGAUCAAGAGCCAAAUUCUUUGGUCGUAUGUCAAAGAAAUUACGCCAGGUCCGAUAG
Penicillium manginii is the source of this 453-nucleotide messenger RNA. RefSeq lists its product as uncharacterized. The transcript has a single exon. The coding region runs from base 1 to 453 and encodes 150 amino acids. Lineage: Eukaryota; Fungi; Ascomycota; Eurotiomycetes; Eurotiales; Aspergillaceae. The record is from RefSeq and is a predicted model, not a curated record.